This is a messenger RNA of Venustampulla echinocandica, 1380 nucleotides long. RefSeq lists its product as uncharacterized. The record is from RefSeq and is a predicted model, not a curated record. Lineage: Eukaryota; Fungi; Ascomycota; Leotiomycetes; Helotiales; Pleuroascaceae. The transcript has 2 exons. Bases 1 to 1380 code for a protein of 459 amino acids. Gene Ontology annotation, cellular component: vacuolar membrane. Gene Ontology annotation, biological process: amino acid transmembrane transport. Gene Ontology annotation, molecular function: amino acid transmembrane transporter activity.
AUGGAGAGAGACAAAGGGGAGAAGUCGAGCCCCGCUGGCGAAUACGACACCGACCUGUCUGGCGAGUUAAGCGAGAGGGGGAGGUAUGAGAGGGACAUCUACGAACUGGGCAUCCAGAAGUACAACCGUCUAGGAUGGAAGCGCCUGACGAUAGUGCUCAUCGUCGAGGCGAUCGCACUGGGGAGUUUGUCCAUCCCGUCCGCCUUUGCCUCGCUGGGCAUGAUCGCCGGUGUUAUCUGCUCUGUGAGCAUUGGUCUGAUUGCCGUUUAUACCAGCUACAUCGUCGGCCAGGUCAAAGUCGCCUUUCCACAGGUCGCCCAUUACCCUGAUGCGGGCAGGUUGAUGUUCGGCCGCUUUGGCUAUGAGCUGAUCAACGUUAUGCUUAUCCUACAACUGCUGUUUCUCGUUGGCUCACACUGUCUCACGGGCACUAUCGCCUUCCAAAAUAUCACUGGCAGCGGCAUCUGCUCCGUCGUCUUCGCCGUCGUUUCCGCCAUCCUCCUUAUGCUCCUUGCGAUCCCGCCGAGUUUUGCUGAGGUUGCGAUCCUUGGCUACGUUGACUUCGGCUCUAUUAUCCUCGCCAUUGGUAUCACCAUCAUUGCCACUGGUGUUGAGAGUGCCAACGCACCUGGUGGGCUGUCCGGUGUCAACUGGUCAGCAUGGCCAAAGGAGGGCGUCACAUUUACUGAUGCGUUCAUCGCCAUCACGAACAUUUGCUUUGCCUACAGCUUUGCCAUGUGCCAGUUUACCUUCAUGGACGAAAUGCACACCCCGAAAGAUUUUAUGAAGUCGAUCUGGACGUUGGGGAUAGUAGAGAUCUUUAUCUACACUGUGACAGGCGGAUUGGUUUAUGCUUUUGUCGGCCAGGACGUCAAGAGCCCUGCUCUGCUCUCUGCGGGGACAUUAAUCAGCCGGAUCGCCUUUGGUGUUGCCCUGCCGGUAAUUUUCAUCAGUGGUUCUAUUAACACCACUGUCCUCGGGCGUCUGGUCCAUGGCCGCAUCUUCAAGAACUCCGCCACUCGCUUCGUCAACACUCCGAGGGGGUGGAUCACCUGGAUCGCCUUUAUCACUUUCGCUACUAUUAUUGCGUUUGUGAUUGCUGAAGUCAUACCCUUUUUUUCUGAUUUGCUCUCUAUUUCGUCGUCCCUCUUUAUCUCCGGCUUCACCUUUUACUUCCCAGCUCUGAUGUGGUUCAUGCUUCUCCGGGACGGCAGGUGGAACUCCCCAAAAAACUUGGCUUUGGGCAUCCUCAACCUGUGUAUUUUCAUUAUUGGCCUAGUCAUCCUGGGGGCGGGCAUCUAUGCUAGUGUCGAUGACAUCGCCAACAGCUACCGGAACGGCAAGGUUCGGGGUGUUUUUUCCUGUGCUACGCCAGAAUAG